Salarias fasciatus (jewelled blenny) is the source of this 1650-nucleotide messenger RNA. RefSeq names its product rhodopsin kinase 2-like. Lineage: Eukaryota; Metazoa; Chordata; Actinopteri; Blenniiformes; Blenniidae. The record is from RefSeq and is a predicted model, not a curated record. The transcript is spliced from 4 exons. Bases 1 to 1650 code for a protein of 549 amino acids. Gene Ontology annotation, cellular component: cytoplasm. Gene Ontology annotation, biological process: signal transduction; protein phosphorylation; regulation of signal transduction. Gene Ontology annotation, molecular function: rhodopsin kinase activity; ATP binding.
AUGACAAAUGUCACAGCUGACCUGGUGGGAUUGGACAACCUGGUGGCCAACACGGCCUACCUGAAGGCUCAGCAGAUAGAUCGCACCGAGCUGAGGAAACAGAGACUGACGCUGACGCUGCCCAGGCCGAAGAAGACCUCCGCUCUCCGGACGGCCGUGGGGAGGAAGUACGAGCCACUCUGCGAGCAGCAGCCGAUUGGGAGGAAGCUGUUCCAGCAGUUUCUUCUGACCUCCAACCCAACGUACAGAGCUGCCUAUGAGUUCUUGGAGGAGCUGAACGCCUGGAGCUUUGCUGAAGAUGAAACCAAAGAAAAGGCCAAACAGGGGAUCCUCACCAAGUUCUGUCAACCCGAGUCCAAGAGUUUCCUCUCCUACCUCACAGGAAGCGAUGCAGAGACAUGCAGGUGUUUAUCAAGCACAAACUUUGAUGAGGAGAAUUUGGAGCAGAUCGGAGAAGCCACCAGGGAGUUUCUGAAGGGGAAACCCUUCCUGGAGUACCUGAGCAGCCCCUUCUUUUACAGGUUUCUGCAGUGGAAGGAGUACGAGGCGCAGAAGAUAACAGACCGAUACUUUUAUGAAUUCAGGACUUUGGGGAAAGGUGGCUUUGGUGAGGUGUGUGCCGUGCAGGUGAAACACACCGGCCAGAUGUACGCUUGCAAAAAGCUGGAUAAGAGGAAACUGAAGAAGAAAGGAGGCGAGCGGCUGGCUCUGCUGGAGAAGCACAUCCUGGAGAAAGUCAACAGCCUCUUCAUCGUCAACCUGGCCUACGCUUACGACAGCAAAACUCACCUGUGCCUGGUCAUGGACCUGAUGACCGGCGGAGACCUCAAGUUCCACAUCUACCAUUUGGGAGAGCGGGGUCUCCGCAUGGAGCGCGUGGUCUACUACACGGCUCAGAUCACCACCGGCAUCCUGCACCUGCACGCCAUGGACAUCGUGUACCGCGACAUGAAGCCCGAGAACGUGCUGCUGGACGGGAAGGGGCAGUGCCGGCUGUCGGACCUGGGACUGGCCGUGGAGCUGCCGCAGGGCAAGAUGAUCUGCCAGAAGGCUGGCACCUCCGGCUACAUGGCUCCUGAGAUUCUGAAGCAGGAGCAUUACCGGACCUCGGUGGACUGGUGGGCUCUGGGCUGCAGCAUCUAUGAGAUGGUGGCCGGCCGACUGCCGUUCAAAGACUUCAGGGAGAAGGUGCAGAGCGACGAGGUGACCCGGCGCACCUUGGAGGACGAGUGCAAGUUCAUGCACAAAAACUUCGACGCUCCCACCAAAGACAUCGUCGGCCGCUUCCUGAAGAAGAGGGUUGGCAUCCGUCUGGGGUGCCGCAAUGACGACCCACGAAACCACGUGUUUUUCAAGAAUAUAAGCCUCCAUCGGCUGGAGGCGGGGCUGGUGGAGCCCCCCUGGGUGCCAAAGCCGAACGUGGUCUACACUAAAGACACGGCCGAGUUCAGGGACAGUUCUGAAGUCAAAGACAUUCAGCUCAAUGCCAAAGAUGAGAAAUUCUUCAAGGAAUUCAGCACGGGAGCGGUCUCCAUCCAGUGGCAGAAGGAGAUCAUCGACACCGGAGUGUUUGACGAGCUUAAUGUCCCCAAACUGGACGGACGCGACUGUGAGACCUCGUGGAAAUCCAGGAUGUGCAUUGUUUUGUAA